AUGGACAGCUCUCCCGCCUCGCCUUUGGCCCCCAGGGAUCCCAGCUCCCCUGAAUCUUCGAUCGGCGAACAAAUCGCCACUCUACAGGCCCAGCUUGCCGCUCUGCAGGCCUCGCAACCCGCCGCCGCCGCAGCCGCCGCACCCCCGGCCGUCACCGUCGUGCCGGGGAACGCCGCCACCGCAUCCAAGGUCGUGUUUCCCAAGCACGCUCGUCUGGACGGCCCCAAGUCGUUCACCAACUGGUUGCGUCAACUCCGUCUUGCACUCCCGAACCAGGUUCGUGGUUACGUUCUCGACGGUGUCGUUCCCCCGACCUGGACCGCCGACCAGCUUGCCGCACGUGACGACGCCGCCCGGGAAAUCAUCGUUGGCUCUAUCGACUCCGCCGACGUAUCGGCCACCCUCGACGCCAUCCCCAGCGACGACCUGUCGGCACCGCGCAUCUUUGCCGCUCUCAAGGCUCGUUUUGCACCGGACGACGCUACACGCACUCUCGAGUUGUUCGCUCGCCUUUGGGACUUCAGGAAGAUGCCUGCCUCCGUCGAGGCCUACGACACUUGGCUACGCGAGUACAUGUCGAUUGCUCAGGAAAUACGCGACGCCAAAACAUCGCUCAACGACGUGCUCGCCAUGGUCCCGUCUUGCCUCGACAGCUUCCGACUCACGUUCACGGACGAGCAGCGAAACCGACGCGACCUUCCCGAACUCACGACGCUUACGGACCGCAUUCGCAUCCAGCUUCGUUCGGCAGGACUCUCGACCUCGCAUUCGGCCAUGCUUGCCACCAGCUCCCCCUGCCCCGCCUGCCGCGCUCCCGGUCACCGCCUGCGCGACUGCACUUCACGUGCGAAGCACCCGCCCACCGGCCCCUGCCGCCGAUGCCACAAGAAAGGUCACUGGGCACUCGACUGCAAGAACCGGGGUGAACAGGCACGUAGCAGCGACGACACCCAGGACGACACGUCUUCCUCCGCGGCCUCGCAACCGAACGUCGGCUAUUUCGCCUCCUGCCUCUUCGCUCGUCGCCAACUCCCAACUGACGCCUUUGUAGUCGAUUCGGGUGCCACGACACACAUGGUCGCCGACCGAUCUCUAUUCACGACUUAUCGUCAGACGGCACACACCAAGAUCGGCGGCAUCGCGGGCGGCAUCACGGCUAUCGGCAUGGGGGACGUGGCAUUCGUCGCCAAGACUGGACACCCGAUCACGCUCCGUGGUGUUCUUCACACGCCUGGCCUACACGUCAACCUCCUCUCUGUCUCUCGCCUCUGCGACACCGACCGCGUUCGUCUCGCCUUCACCAGCAACGGCAUCGACAUCGCCAAGGACGGCCGGGCCAUUGCUCACGGUACCAGGGUCAACGACGGUCUUUACCUUUUGGACGCGGAUCACACCAAGUGUCAGCAUCUUGCCUUCCUCUCACGCUCUGAGUCUCCCGUGCCCCUGCUUACCCUACACCGCUGCCUCGGCCAUCUUGCCCCAUCCUCUAUACAGAAGAUGAUUGCUGCAGGUUUGCUGGACGGGUUUGGGGCCGGGUACAGUGACAAAGACGUAGAGGAGUUUGUUUGCAAUGCUUGCCUUGGUUCCAAAGGUCACCGCCUUCCCUUUCCCGACUCUGAGUCGCAUUCCGCCGAGAGACUUGGCCUCGUGCACAGCGACGUCCUGUCGUUCCCCACUACGUCCUUGACCGGGAAGCGCUACCUUGUCACGUUUCUAGACGACCACUCUCGCAAACUCUGGGCAUAUGCGAUCGAUCACAAAAGCGAUGUUUUCCCGACCUUCCAGACUUGGCUCGCCGAAGUGGAGUUAGAGACGAACGCGCGGUUGAGGAUCCUUCGAACCGACAAUGGCGGGGAGUACCGAUCAAACGCAUUCACGGAGUUCUGCAAAUCCAAGGGCAUUCGUCGUCAAUACUCUAUCCCUUACACGCCUCAACAAAACGGUCGCGCCGAACGUGUCAACCUCUCCAUCGUCGAGGGCGUCCUCGCUCUCCUUGCGGACGCCCGUCUGCCGGCCACCUUUUGGGAUGAAGCGGCUGCGUAUUUCGUUUAUUGCAAAAACAGGUGCUCACACUCAGCUUUGGCCAAACAGACUCCAGAAUCCGUUUGGAACGGCCAACGCACCACCGCCACCGCCCUCCACCCGUUCGGCUGCACAGCCUGGCUCACGGUCGCCCCGGACCUUCGCAGCAAGCUCGACCCCAAGGCCGCGCGCGUGAUCUUCACAGGUUACGACCUCGCCUCCAAAGCUUUCCGUUUCUUUGACCAUUCCAUCAACAAGAUUGUACUUGGUCGCAAUGCCACCUUCCUCGACGACGACUUCCCCGGCCUGCCAGUCACCACGCCCGUCGAUGCAGACGACACCGACCGUCAGUUCGUCGUUCCCGCCGACACGCCCGCCCCUGCCGUCAAGACGAGGACCCCACUAGUAAGGUCGGCGCACAUGGACGUCUCAUCCUCCCUUGAUGAUUCUGCCAUGAGCGCCGUUGACGUGGCCCCAGGGUACACUGGCGGAACCUUACUUAAUUCCACAGAUACCGAAUCGUCCUCGUCACCGUCGCCCACAAACCCUUUGUCACCGUCGCCUGCGCUGUCACCGUCGUUGGCAGCGUCAUCGUCACCCUCGGUCUCACCGACCGACUCUGACUACUCCGCCGACCCUCUGGACCUCAUCGGCUCACAGACCCCGACUCGCCUUGGCCCACCGGACGUGCACCGCCCAGACUUCAGCACGUACCGUGAGCCCGCAUCGGCUGAGGAGUCGCCCGACGAACUCGACAUCAUUGGGCGUCACUCGCGCGAUGAAUCGCCGGAUGAAAUCGAUUUCCUCACCCAACACCACCGCGCCUUCAUCGCCACAGACGACGACGACCCCACCCUCGACGCCAUCGAGCCCGUCAAAUCGAUCACUAGCGACCCCCAGACCUGGCGCGAAGCAAUGUCCAGCGACGAGCACAACAUCUGGGCUGAGGCCGCCGCCGCCGAGUUCACCGCCAUGCGCGACGACUUCAAGGUGUUCACCAUCGAGCCUCGCUCAUCUGUACCGCCGGGCGCCACCAUCGUCACCUCCAAAUUCGUCUGGAAGACCAAGCGCAACGCAAGCGGUGAAGUCACGGGGCGGAAGGCACGUCUUGUAGCGCAGGGUAACCGACAGCGCGACGGCAUCGACUUCUCAGAAACCUUCGCACCCGUCGCCCGUUUCUCCUCCAUUCGCUGCCUCCUGGCUCUUGCCGCUGCCAAUGGCUACCACGUUCAUCAGGCCGACAUCGACAAGGCUUACCUCCACGGCGAGCUCGAUCAUGAUAUCUGGAUGACGACACCACGCGGUUUCGACUUCCCGAGCGAUAAGGUUCUCCGGCUGCGACGCUCAAUCUACGGUCUCAAGCAGGCCGGUCGCAUCUGGAAUCGUCACAUUGACACAUCACUCAGGAAUCUGGGGUACAAGGCAACAGGCACUGAUCACUGCAUUUACUCUCGCAUUGACGAUCAGCAGCGGCCUCACUAUAUCGCCUUGUAUGUCGACGACCUCCUCAUUGUCAGUCCAGCCCUCGACGAGAUCGAACGUGUCAUCUCCGGCCUUGAACAGCGGUACGGCGUCAAACGACUCGGCCCCGCGGAGUACAUCCUCGGAAUCCAAAUACGCCGCCUGGACGACGGUUCCAUUGCUCUAUCCCAGGAGCGCUACAUCAUGGACGUGCUGGCCCGUUUCCACUUCGACACCACGACACGCGGCACUACGGUGCCGAUGACGCCCGGCCUCUCGCUCACGGCAAUUCCGGGUCAGGGAACGGAGCGCAUUCGUUCGUGGUACCUACAGGCCAUCGGCUCCCUCCUCUACAUCUCCCUUGGCACUCGACCCGACAUUGCCUUCGCCGUCUCGUACCUGUCCCGGUUCGCCAACAACCCCGGCCGCCGCCAUUGGAUUGCCGUCAAACACGUCCUUCGCUACCUUCGCGCCACGUACCGCGAUGAGCUUCUCUAUGCCCGCGGCCCAGCAAAAGUCACGGGUGUGGUUGGUUAUUCUGAUGCGAACUGGGGCGCCUGCGUCGACACAUCCAUUUCAACGAUGGGCUACGUAUUUUACUUGGCAGGCGCCGCUGUCUCUUGGUCGUCGAAGCGUCAGACUCGGGUAGCGGAUUCCACCACUGAUGCCGAGUACCUGGCCUUGUCGCACGCGGGUAAGGAAGCGAUCUACCUUAACCAACUCCUCUCCGAGCUCCACGUUUGCCCAAUCGCUGCAGCUCACAUCUUCACCGACAACGAGGCCGCGGCCGCCGUCGCUCACGACCCCGUUCGCACCUCCGGCACCCGGCACAUUCGCCUCCGCGAGCAUUUUGUCCGUGACAUGGUCAAUCGAGGUGAUAUCUCUCUCUCACACGUUGGCACAGCAGACAUGGUUGCGGACGUAUUCACCAAAGCGCUAGGCCCCAAGAUUUUUGGUACACAUUGCUAUGCUCUAGGCCUCCGGACGCGACAUCCACGGCUCAAGUCUACCUCGCGUUCGCGUGGGGGGGGUGUGAGGAAUCCACUCUCCGCUCGGCUCAGGACUUAGGCGCGCGGAGCGAACCGGGCGCGGACUUAGGCGCGCGGAGUGAGCCGGGCGCCCCGGCCCAGGACUUAGGCGCGCGAAGCGAGCCUGGGACUUAGGCGCGCGGAGCGAGCCUGGGCCAUUGGCUCAGCCCCAGGCUCGCUGGCUGUGGACUUGGGGCGCGCGGGUCUCUUAUUGUUAGCUUCCUAUUCAUCACUCUUGGCUAUAACUACAUCGCUGACGUAGUAGAGUUGAUCGAAUAGGUAUGUUGAAAUGCAUUCAUCACUCUUGGCUAUAACUACAUCGCUGACGUAGUAGAGUUGAUCGAAUAAGGCCCACCUGUGGAAGGAUCGGAACACGUGGUUUUCGCCAGCAUCGGGUGGGGUACCCGCCAGCAUGGCGUGUUUUAAUUGCGGUCAAGGUGGCCAUUUCUCACAGCAUUGUACAGCGGAGCGACAAUCCCCCUCGACCGUCCAAAUAUCAGCAAUUGCCUUCGCCGACAUGGACGAGGACGAAUGGUCGUCGGCCUCAGGUGACGUUGAGGACCCCCAGGUGCGAUUCCCCCUUCCCCUCGAGACUGAUUUGACUCAACCGUCGAGUUCCGCAUCCGCCUUAGUGACGCACCACUCUUGCCCUCCUGCAGACCUUGUUGGCCGAGUGAAAGACGUUGCCUCUUCUUCUUUUGAAGUUCAGACCUCAUCAAGUAGUUCGCAUCCAACCGUGCCGGCAAAUGAUGCAGAUCAACAUCGUUUCGACGAUAGCCUGGCUGACAUCGCGAUUGACGCGGUGGAAGAUGUCUUGUACUACGCUGAUGCCGCGUCGCGCUUGUGUCAUUAUCCGGGGCCGGAAGUGGUGUCGUCUCGCAAGGCGGAAAGGACUGCUUCGGUGAGCUCUUUCCAGAUUCUUGUGCCGUCGGGUGUGUCUCUCUUGGCGUCCGCUGCGCCCCUGAUCGACAUCGACGAACCCGACCGACCUGUCGAGCCCGCCAUUGUACGCGCCCGCAACGUCAUCGCUUGGACGCUACCUUCUGGAAGGGUUUUGCGAUGUUUGAUCGACUCUGGAUCAGAGGUCGACUUGGUGGAUCAGGAGGUGGUGCGAGUCGACCCGAGCUUCGCAACGGCCCGUUUGACUGCACCAUUGCACUUGCGCCUCGGCACCCAGGAUAAGUCCGACCGAUGUGCUGUGUUCGCCACCGCUCCUUUUUCGUCUGGCGCCCUAGAUCUCGGUUUGCGACCAUUCUUCGUUUGCCGUGUAACGGCGUACGACGCCAUCUUGGGGCUGCCAUUUCUUAAGGACACAGGCAUGCUCGUUGGUUGGGGCGUCUUCACCGUCGCGCGCACCGGCCCUUCGCAACCCGUCGCCCAGGAUACGCACGAAUGGGACCGAGCCGUCACCGUAGCACCUAUCUUAUCCAGUUCUGCCAUUGGCUGCAAUCACCCUGGGUUGCUUCCCGACGACGAGAUCAUCGGCCUCGAGCCACACAACCCGCUGCUCGAUGUCGUCGACGAUCCGGCGCUCGACGAUUUCUCUGAGUCCGAAGCACGAACACGAUUGGCUGCCUUACUCGAGAAAUUUUCUGAUGUGUUCGUAGAUUCGCUACCGAUGGACCAACUCCCACCGUACCGGCCAGUCAACCACGAGAUCCCGUUGAUCGAUCCCACCGAAAAGGUCAAACCCCGGGUAUACCCCCUUGCCGACAAAUAUCGCAGCCAGUGGGCGGAACACUCAGCUAAGUACACUCGUGGUCGAUUCUGGGUUUCGGGUCCGAUCGAUUCUGCGGCUCCGGUCUUUGCCAUUCCGAAGAAGAACUCCCAGACGGCUCGUUUCGUGAUCGACCUCCGCGCGCGCAACAGCAACACCGUCAAGCGUUUUUCGCCCAUCCCGGACAUGACCAAUGUUCCAUACGAGGUGGCUCGAUCGCGUUAUCGCUCUAAAUUCGACGUGGCCGCGGCAUUUGAGCAGGUUCGGGUCAUACCGGAGCACGUCGAUCGCACCGGCUUCGCAACGGUGACGGGCACGUACACGUCGCGGGUCAUGCAGUUUGGUGACACCAAUGCGCCCAAUACCCUCAACCUCUUGACCUCGGCGAUGUUCCAGCCGUGUCUCCCGUUCGCCAAGAUCUUUUUCGACGAUGUCCACGUCCAUUCCGAUACCCGUCGUGCGCACUUGAGACACAUCAAGAUCCUGCUGAUGACAUUGAGACAUUACCGGUUCUACUUAGGAUCCAAGAAGUCCGAGUGGUUCUCAAAGUCGUUGGACUCCUUGGGCACCAUCAUUUCUGACGUCGGCAUCGAAGUCGACCCCGCCAAGUGGGUGCGUAUCCGUCAGUGGCCGAUCCCUUGCAACAAGACCGAUGUCCAGCGCUUCCUCGGCACCGUCAACUGGAUGCGAGAUCACCUACCGCACCUCUCAAAGAUUUUGGAGCCGAUCACCGCGUUAAUGGCGCAAGCGACGUCAUGGCGUUGGAACGAGCGAGAACAGCAGGCUUUCGAUACCGUCAAGUCCCUUGUGCCCGCCAUCCUACGACCGAUCGAUGGCGCCAAGGUUACCUCGGGCGAGCACAAGAUGUACCUCUUCACGGAUGCCAGUCGGGUUGGCAUUGGCGCUUGUUUGGCAUCCGGGCCCAACCGUUCGCAGGCCGUUCCAACGCGAUUCUUUUCCGCUAAGUUCAACGGUGCUCAGCUCAACUAUCAUGUCACUGAUAAAGAGUUCUUGGCUGUCGUCUCGGCGUGUCGGGCGUUCGAGCAGCACUUGAUCGGUUACCCCUUCGUCAUUGUCACCGACCAUCAGGCCCUUCGCACGAUAAAAACCCAAAAACUGCGCCAAACGCCUCGGCACAUCCGCAUGUGUCUCGAACUCAGCCGUUUCGACUUCGAAUUUGAAUUCAUUGCUGGCAAGAACAACACCCUGGCCGAUUCGUUGUCGCGUCUGUGGGAGGUCAAGCAGGGUUCACACGAGGAUCAGGUCAAGGAGAAUGAGUUGGAGGACAUGUUCUUUGAUGGAGAACGCCACGAAUUCACUACACCCGGUGAGAGCCUCCCUGAGGAACGUCCUUGCACUUCACCAUCUCCCGAUCGGUUGCCUCCUGUUGAUUUUGCCCUCGGGCCCCAACACGACGAUUGCGAGGCAGGCUCUCCCGGAUACUACGUGCUCAAGGAGGAAUCGCAAGACGAGGACGUGAAUGGACAGGAAUUAGGGAAUUUGUUCUUGAAGGAAGAAUGCCACGAGUUCAUUACGCCCGGUGAGAGCCUCCUCGAGGAACGUCCUUACACCUCACCUUCGCACGAUCGGUUGCCCCCUGUUGAUUGCGCCUUCGGGCCCUGGGGUCACGGUUACGACGCAGGCUCUCCCGGUUCCCCUCAUCUGGCCGAGAACAUUAUGGACGCCGUCGAUUGGUCUAUCGGCCGCCUCUCUCCUCCCAUCGCUGUCAAUCGAGUUCACGCUAUUGCUACGGCCCCUGCCAACGACCCGCCCAUUCCGGUCGAUGCCGACGCCGACGAACUCGAUUUGUUGGGAGUUGCCACCGAUGAUGUCAACGACACCCCUGUAGUCCAUCGGCCGCCUGAUCCACUGCCCCAACCCUUCCUCGACACCGUCAUCCGAGCAUACGCCAACGAUUCGCAAGCCCAGGUCAUCAUUACCGACCCGCUAUCAUGGCCUAUGUUUCGGGUGACCGAGGAAGGGAGGAUUUUGCGUGUACAUCCAGAUGAGUCUAUUUCCUUGUUUGUGCCUCGUGGUCUCGCUACUGGCGUCGUCAACUCCGACAAGGUCCCAUCGCUGCGCGAGCUCGUGCUUUCGGAGAUUCAUCGAAGUGUCGGGCAUGCAGGACAUCGCAUCACCUUGGCCGCCAUCCGUCCUUUGUACUGGUGGUCGUCCAUGUCUGCCGAUUGCGCCGAGUUCUGCCGUUCAUGUGAAGACUGUACCCGAGGCAAGGCGUCCACUCAAGUCCCCUAUGGCCGACUGCAUCCGAUGCCGAUCCCUUCUGGUCCUUGGGAACAAGUGGCCAUCGACUUCAUGACAGGACUGCCUCCGGUCGAGCUCGAAGGGAUGAUGGUUGCUCAAAUCAUGGUGGUCACUGACACUUGGGGCAAGAUGGUCCACCUGAUUCCCCUCCCAGCCGAUGCCGACUCGGAGCUCGUUGCCGAGAAGUACUACGCCACCGUCUUCCGACUGCAUGGGAUGCCUUCCGCCAUCGUUUCCGACCGUGAUCCCAAGUUCACCUCGCAGUUUUGGCGGGCAUUGCAGGCAAAGAUUGGCACCGUCUUGCGAAUGUCAACCGCGGCACACCCGGAGACGGACGGAUCGAGCGAGAAUCGGAUCAAGAUGGUCACCCAAACCCUGCGGAUCAUGGUCUCGUCAAACCACGAGGCUUGGGCAUCUCGUCUUGUUGAAGCUGAGUUCGCUCUUAACUCUUCUGUUGCUGUGUCCACGUCGCUGUCGGCUUUUGAGGCAACCUACGGCUACCUUCCUCGAUGCUGGCCCUCGGAUUCCUGGUCUGUCUCGGACGUCCCUCGUGCGGAAGCGUUUGCUCGGAUCCGACAAUUACGGAACCUCGACGUGACAGAUGCGAUCAUUGGAGCACGCCUCAACCAGUCCCAUCAGGCCAACAAGCAUCGACGCCCAGACGACCCCGCCUUUCGGACCGGCAGUUACGUCUAUCUUUCGACAAAGAACCUGGCAGUUCCUGACGGCAUGAAGUCGAAGUUGUUGCCGCGCUACAUCGGCCCCUUCCGUAUCCGAGCGGCCAUCCCUGCGACGUCCAGCUACGACCUCGAGCUCCCUCCAGCGAUGUCGCGAGUGCACAAUCGUUUCCAUGCUCGACUGCUUCGGCCUUGCGUUGAGAAUGAUGCUGAAAGGUUUCCUGGGCGUGACCCCGCAGUUCUUUUUGUCGAAGACGUAGCCGACGCGGCCGACAAUUCUGUGAUUCCGGAACGGAUUGUUCGCGAUCGGCGGAACGCUCGGGGCGCUCGUUCGUUCUUGGUUCGAUGGGUAGGCCGUAACAACACCGACGAUACUUGGAUGUCAGAGCAGUCCAUUCGCCUUGACCAUCCGUCCGUCCUCGACGCCUACCUCGCGCGCCUCGAUCGCUCGAACCGCCGCCUCGCCGCACGGUAG
This is a messenger RNA of Microbotryum saponariae, 9642 nucleotides long. The record is from the annotation of a GenBank genome assembly. NCBI's taxonomy places the organism in Eukaryota, Fungi, Basidiomycota, Microbotryomycetes, Microbotryales, Microbotryaceae.